This is a messenger RNA of Micropterus salmoides (largemouth bass), 2371 nucleotides long. RefSeq names its product ceramide glucosyltransferase-B. The record is from RefSeq and is a predicted model, not a curated record. Gene Ontology annotation, cellular component: membrane. Gene Ontology annotation, biological process: glucosylceramide biosynthetic process. The transcript has 8 exons. NCBI's taxonomy places the organism in Eukaryota, Metazoa, Chordata, Actinopteri, Centrarchiformes, Centrarchidae. Gene Ontology annotation, molecular function: ceramide glucosyltransferase activity. Bases 141 to 938 code for a protein of 265 amino acids.
AGAUCCUGCUGUGCGUUCAGGACCAGGACGAUCCAGCUGUUGACGUCUGUAAAAAGUUGUUGGGAAAAUAUCCCAACGUGGACGCUCGAUUAUUCAUCGGGGGGAAGAAAGUUGGAAUCAACCCCAAGAUCAACAACCUGAUGCCGGGCUACGAAGGAGCCAAAUAUGGCCUGGUCUGGAUCUGUGACAGCGGCAUCAGAGUGAAACCUGACACCCUGACAGAUCUGACCAAUCAGAUGACAGAGAAGGUGGGAUUGGUCCAUGGGUUGCCAUAUGUUGCCGACCGCCAAGGCUUCGCCGCCACACUGGAGCAGGUGUAUUUCGGGACGUCCCACCCUCGCUCCUACAUCUCUGCUAACGUGACGGGGAUAAAGUGUGUGACGGGGAUGUCGUGCCUGAUGAGGAAGGACGUGUUGGAUCAAGCCGGCGGAUUGGUCGCCUUCGCUCAGUACAUCGCGGAGGAUUACUUCAUGGCUAAAGCCAUCGCUGACAGAGGCUGGAAGUUCUCCAUGGCGACACAGGUGGCGCUGCAGAACUCUGGGUCGUACUCCAUUGCCCAGUUCCAGUCCCGCAUGAUCAGGUGGACCAAGCUGAGGAUCAACAUGCUGCCUGGGACCGUGCUGGAGCCCGUCUCCGAGUGCUUCCUGGCCAGCCUCAUCAUUGGCUGGGCUGCUCAUUAUGUGUUCAGGUGGGACAUGAUGGUCUUCUUCAUGUGUCACUGUCUCGCCUGGUUCCUGUCGGACUACAUCCAGCUGACUGGAGUUCAGGGCGGGCCGCUGUGCUUCUCCAAGCUGGACUUUGCGGUGGCGUGGUUCAUCAGGGAGUCGAUGGCGGUGCAGAUCUUCCUGUCGGCUCUGUGGGACCCGACCAUCAGCUGGAGGACCGGCCGGUACCGGCUGCGCUGCGGCGGCACCGCCGAGGAGAUCCUCGACGUCUAGUUACCAUGGCAACGGGCAACUUCCUCAUCCUCCUGGAGACCAGGAUGAGGAGGAGACGAGAGAAAGAGACUGAUGUUUGUUUUUGUUUUUUUAUGAGAAAAACUGAAGAGUGUGUGUGUUUAACUAUUUAUGUUCCUUUUGGUGCUAAGCUGAAUGAUGCCAGAACAAGCCAAUGAGAGUGCAGGGAGAGAGUGACGCAUCGCACUGAAUUGGCUGAUCUUAUAUCGGCGCUGAUCUCUGAACCAAUCAACUUUAAUGUUUCAGGAAGUCUGAAAUAAUAAUCUGAGCUGAUUUAAACACGACAGCAUUUAUACUAUAUACAGAAUAUUUUACUUUGAAAACCAUGGGAGCUUUGAUUCUGAUGAUUUUCAAGCUAAAACAUCUGACUUCUCUGUCAGCAGGAAGUCGUCCGUCGUGGUUAAAGGGGACUCGACGGUUCCUGACUUGAGGAGGUGAAUUAUCUCCUUUCACACGUCUGGUUAGAAGAACAGCUCCCCGCUGGACGUCCGUGUGAAAACAGAUAAAACCUCAGAUACAAUGUGAAGCGACCGCUCGGCGAGCGAGGAGAGGCUCGCUGUCUCCGCCGUUCUGCUGAUGUUCUUCAUGUGAACAAAUACAUUUCAUUGAAAGAGAACCGCAUUUCCUGAAGGUGAACAAAGAGGAGACAUUUUCUUUUAGAUUUGUAAAGAAAACGUGUUUGGUCAUUUAAAAAGCUCACAAAUACACGAUUCUGUGAUCUUGUAAGUGUGACGCAGAGAAUCUCAUGUUUACCAGAACUUUAGAACAAAUUAUAUUUAAAAGAAACAUCUUUCGGAUUCAGCUGGGUCUGGACCAGAAACCUGGAUCCUAAUUCUGAAAAGCAGUCAAGAGAAGAAGAAGAAAGUCUUAAAAACUUGUCUGAAUGUGUUUCUGAAGGUUGUGAUGUCACAGUGAUGUCACAGUGUGUUAGAGCGAAAUGUCCGGUUUCUGGUUUUUAAAUUUGACAAACGGACUUUGAACCCGAAGCAGGACUGAACGGAUCAGUAUUCUGACGUUUAACGGUCGCGAUAUUUCAAGUGAUUCACAGAACAAACAAACACAGGACCAAAUAAAGAAAGAAAAGAGACCGCCACAUUUCUGACCUUCUGUUGUGAGUCUGAACGCUGCGUGUGCGAGCGUGUGCGUGCGAGCGUGUGUUUUUUAAAGCCGUGUUGCUUCACUGUUAGCCCUUAGUUGUUAGUGUAGCCCGCGAGGGGGGGGGUUUGGUUGAUGACCUCAGCUUCGAGUCGGAUGAACCCCACCCCCCCAUCAUUGCCGUUGUCCAAUAGGAUCCUGAUUUGUUUAUUGUUGUUGUUUUUUUAAUUCCACUGACCUGCUGUAGUCUGAACCGACCAAUCACAGUGGAGGAUUGUGUCAACACAGGAACAAUAAAGUUUUAUCCUUUGAAAGCUGAA